Anthostomella pinea is the source of this 1875-nucleotide messenger RNA. NCBI's taxonomy places the organism in Eukaryota, Fungi, Ascomycota, Sordariomycetes, Xylariales, Xylariaceae. The record is from the annotation of a GenBank genome assembly.
AUGGCUCAACCUUACGACAUGGUGGAAGGCGAGGGUGUCAAUGGGAGCGCGCGGCCAUUGGAGCCCCUGGUUACUGAAUGUCAACAAGCCUGCGCGGCUGCGCCACCAGCAUCGACGUGUGCCGACCCCAAGUCACAAGACACACCGAAGACGGGUUGGGCCAUGUCUUUUUUCACACGAAACGAACAUGUUCCCAAGCAUCACCACGUUUGCCCGAAGGCCUUCACCGGCCAGGUGGGCACGGGUAAUUCCCAGGAGCCACGAUCCCCGCUGCUCGGUGCACCAGCCGAAGACGAGAACGCGAUAUCGAGCAGCCUCGCUCCGUCCCUAGACCACGUAAUCUCUGCUGUCCCCGUGGUUGCAGCAAGGCGUUGGAGCUUGGUUGACCUUGAUGACCAGGCGCCAUCAUCUCCCAAGGUUGCGCCUCUCAACAUGGAACCGGGACUUGAUAGACAAGGAGUCGAAGGAAUCUUGUCCAAUAUUCGCGCCAAUCUGUCUGAUAAGCGACACAAUGACUGCCCCCAACGAACAAGCAUAGCUAGAGCAUCAAACGAGAAUCGUGUACCCUCCCCUAGAGCCAGCUCGGACUUGGACACCACCAAUAACGAUCGACCGAGGCAACCUGCAUCGCUUACGGACAGCUAUCUAGUCACCACAACCGAUAUCGCGGGCAUUCUGGAUAUUGUCAUUGCGGGGAUUCGCAACACCCACGUUGAAAGCAGCUCAGCCGCUUGUUUGUCGCUGCUGUUACCGCGAGAGACACAAAGCAAGCCCAAGAUCAAGGCGAUUGUUCCGGGCAGACCAAAUAUAGUAGACCCGGUGACGACUUUCAGCUCCGUCCAACCGUCUUUCAGCCUGACAGGUUGCUCCGAAUCGGCUACAGAGACUCUGGAUCGAGAUAAUGCCCAAGGGCCGAAUGCGAUAGCAACCGGGUCCGAGACUGCCUCACCAAGUGUAUCUGUAAGCGCCAGUCGCCAUUUCUCUUCGUCAGCAACGUCUCCACGCGGGACUAAGAGAGUGAGCUUUGAUCUUGACUCGGUACACGAGGAAAUGGGCACCAUGGCAGAACGCUUCCAACGGGGUGAACGACGUUCAAGCUCCGCUCCAGUGCCCGAGGCAUCUGCAAGGGAACAACCGAAGCGCGCGAUUAGCGCCAGGUCGAUGACAUCGUUCCCCAAGCUCCUGUCCAGGACUUGUACGGAUGAAUGGCUAACACCAGCGACGUUACUGAAGCAUCAAAAGGGGGAUGGAGACCCCCGGGAUACAACAAUGUCGUCAGACCUCUAUCAACACGGGGUCGAUGCGCAUUUUGGAACUGUCCAAGCACAUUUGCCAGUGCUAGAAGAGUCUCCAAUGCCAAGUCCACCAUUUAUGCAAACAUCACCUUUCGAAGAAGUGGGAAGAUACGAAGCCAACAGCAAAAGACUCGGCCGUGCCCUUGGCUCCCUAUCUCACCGACGAAGGAGCAGUUUUAAGCCGGCACCCAGCUCUGAUCAAGCGCAGAAUGAGGGUCUUCUUGAUAAGUUGCGUCGCUACAGUUUCAUGCCAUUGCUAGAGCAGACACCAGGAGGAAUCCGGGGGGCAUCACCGCCCCAUCCGCCACUGGAGCGAACGUGGACGGAGCUACCCGACAGGGAACGGAAGAGGUCGAGCAAGGAAAUGCUGCAGGAUAUCUUGGACAACGUCUACUCACCGCCGAACCGAUCAUCAGAUUCGUCUUCGGGGACAAGAAAGGGUAAGGCACCAGAGAGGGCGUCCCAAGACAGGAGCAGAAUGACUUGCACUUCUUGUCCGGAGGACGCAAUGCCACACGUGUGUACGGACGAUCAGUUCACACCAUGGUCUGAGCAUGAAGACUUCCAAUGGGACGAGUAG